Messenger RNA from Pseudogymnoascus verrucosus, 687 nucleotides. RefSeq lists its product as uncharacterized. Gene Ontology annotation, biological process: transmembrane transport. Gene Ontology annotation, cellular component: membrane. NCBI's taxonomy places the organism in Eukaryota, Fungi, Ascomycota, Leotiomycetes, Thelebolales, Thelebolaceae. The transcript is spliced from 2 exons. The record is from RefSeq and is a predicted model, not a curated record. Gene Ontology annotation, molecular function: ATP binding; ABC-type transporter activity. Bases 1 to 687 code for a protein of 228 amino acids.
AUGUCCCACUUCGUAACGCAACGUUCUCUAUACGAAGUCCGCGAACGGCCGUCGAAAACCUAUUCUUGGCAGGUCUUUAUCACUAGCAAUGUCAUCGUUGAACUUCCAUGGAACACCCUCGCCGCUGCACUGAUUUUCUUCUGCUUCUACUACCCUAUCGGGAUGUACAAGGAUGUAGUCGCAGCUGAUCAAACGACUGAGAGAGGUGGACUCUUCUUCCUCUUCAUCUGGGUCUUCCUCAUGUUUACCUCGACUUUCACUGAUCUCGUGAUCGCCGGGAUUGAAACUGCCGAGGAAGGCGGUAAUAUCGCUAACAUGCUCUUUUCUAUGUGUCUGAUCUUCUGCGGUGUACUUGCGAGUCCUAAACGCCCUACCGGGCUUCUGGAUCUGGACGUAUCUACUUGUGGGGAAUAUUUGAAAGACUAUAUCUCGACAUCCGGUGGAUACUUGCUGAACCCUGAAGCGGCUGCAGAUUGUCAAUUUUGCUCCAUUAGAGAUACAAAUUCUUUGCUUGCGGGGAUUAAUUUGAGUUAUGACUUGCGGUGGAGGAAUUUCGGCAUCAUUUGGGCGUUUAUCGUUUUCAAUGUGUGUGGAGCAUUUUUGAUGUACUGGUGGGUUCGCGUCCCAAAGCCGAAAGGGGAGGAGCAGGAUGCGCCAAUUGUCCCAGCUACUAGUAGCGACGCAUAA